Messenger RNA from Paramacrobiotus metropolitanus, 2152 nucleotides. Its product is annotated as atrial natriuretic peptide receptor 1-like. Gene Ontology annotation, molecular function: guanylate cyclase activity; ATP binding; peptide receptor activity. The transcript has 15 exons. Gene Ontology annotation, biological process: receptor guanylyl cyclase signaling pathway; protein phosphorylation; cGMP biosynthetic process. NCBI's taxonomy places the organism in Eukaryota, Metazoa, Tardigrada, Eutardigrada, Parachela, Macrobiotidae. The record is from RefSeq and is a predicted model, not a curated record.
AUGCAAGUGUUCGAAGUAUUCGUUUACUUUGCUACAGCCGGAAAAGAACGCGAAAUCAAGUGGUACAACCGCGAUUCGCCUCCGCCUAACCGGCCGCGCUGUGGAUACCUCGGCAACGAUGCAGUCUGCGUUCGGGAGCAAAACAUUAUCCUGGCCGCGUCCGUCGUCUCGGCUGUGAUUUUCGUGGGGAUCGUCUCGGUUAUUGCGUUACUCGUUUACCGAAAGCGUAAACUGGAAGCGGCAAUUAAUGAUCCAUGGUGGAGAGUGCCUCCCGAGGAAAUCAGCGCCAAAUCAGACCGACAUGGCCUUUCCGUGUCGAUCAGUCGAUUAAGCUUAGGCAAUAUGAGCGUCGCCGACGGAGCAAGCUCCGCUGGUGGGCAUUCACAAGUGUUUGCGAAAACCGCGCAGUACAAGAACAAAGUGGUGUGCGUCAAGAAACUGCAGACAUCCCGACGCUUCCACGCAACGCGCAAAGAACUGAAAGAAAUCAAAAAGUUACAUGACAUCAACAACGACAACAUGAACCCGUUGGUCGGUAUCGCCGUCGAAGACGCCCAAGUACAAGUGCUGUUCGAAUACUGUCAGAAAGGCAGUUUGGCCGAUGUCCUGGAGAACGAGGCAAUUAAGCUGGAUUGGUCGUUCCGGUACUCGCUGAUCGGUGACAUUGUGUCGGGUUUGGCGUACCUCCACGAUUCACCCAUUAAAUCACACGGCAACUUGACCAGCUCCAACUGUGUGAUCGACAACCGGUUCGUACUGAAGAUCACCGAUUACGGCCUGGGUUUCCUCCAACCGUUCCUGAAUAAGAAUGUGGAACUGGCGAAAACAGACGAAGGCCGGCUGUUAUGGCGUGCUCCGGAGCAUUUGCGAGCACAGAUGCCACCACAAGGAACCCCAGAAGGCGAUGUGUACAGUUUUGCGAUCAUCUUGCAAGAAAUCGUUCUUCGAUGUCAUCCGUACGGUUCGCCGGAUCCCGCUCGCUUACCUAUGGAACCAUACGCAAUUGUGGCACAAGUGGCAAAAGGUACCGAUCCGCCGCUGCGUCCCCAUGUUUCCGGCGAUGCCUGUCCACCGGAGCUGCGCAGUAUCAUGGAGCACUCGUGGAGCGAGGCACCGGAGGCGCGUCCCACCCUGAAAGACAUCAAAGGCCAGCUGAAGAAGAUCCCCGGCGCUGAGCAGGGCAAUCUCAUGGACAAUCUCAUGAAGCGCAUGGAAGCCUAAGCCACGGAUCUAGAAGGUCUUGUCAUGCUGCGUACCGAGCAGGUCUAUCAGGAGAAGCAGAAAUCGGAGAAUCUCCUGUUCGAAGUGUUGCCACGGUCGGUGGCGAACCGCUUGAAGCAAGGAGAAACCGUGGAACCGGAAGCGUACGACGAGUGCUCCAUUUAUUUCAGCGACAUUGUCGGGUUCACCACGCUGUCGGCGUCGAGCACGCCGUUGCAAGUGGUCGAUCUGUUGAAUGACCUUUACACACUGUUCGACGGCAUUCUGGAUGGAUUCGAUGUGUACAAAGUGGAAACGAUUGGGGAUGCAUACAUGGUGGUCAGUGGACUGCCCAUCCGCAACGGUAACCUGCACGCUCGCGAGAUCGCUCGCACCUCCCUUAUGCUGUUGGAGGGGAUCAAACGCUUCAGAAUCCGCCAUCGUCCCACGGAGCAACUGCGACUGCGUAUUGGCAAUCACUCCGGACCCGCUGUCGCUGGGGUGGUGGGACUGAAGAUGCCACGCUACUGCUUAUUUGGAGUUACGGUGACGAUUGCCAACAAAAUGGAAAGCAUGGGCGAAGCUUUGAAAAUCCACAUUAGCGACGACAAUAAAGUCAUUCUGGAUGGGUUCGGAACCUUCGACGUUACGUUGCGCGGUGAACUCGAUGUCAAGGGAAUUGGUCCAAUGGUGACCUGGUGGCUUAACUCGGAAAAUGUGGAAGAACCGCCACCGCUGGAUGAAAUCCCGCCAUCUGGCUCGCAGACCACUGUGGAGGCCACUUUGGAGCACCCGGAAUAAAAACAGACAUCGCGGUAGAAACUAACGGGAAAGUGUGCAUUUUAAUAGAUCUCAUUGCUGAACAAAAUUACGUUUUGCUACUCUAUUUUUCGUAAAUCCUUGUGGGCUUUCUGCCCUCGAAACCACGCUUCUGCACUUGUUAAGCAUGCUG